Mangifera indica (mango) is the source of this 2085-nucleotide messenger RNA. Its product is annotated as CD2 antigen cytoplasmic tail-binding protein 2-like. The transcript has 10 exons. The coding region runs from base 154 to 1407 and encodes 417 amino acids. Gene Ontology annotation, cellular component: U5 snRNP. NCBI's taxonomy places the organism in Eukaryota, Viridiplantae, Streptophyta, Magnoliopsida, Sapindales, Anacardiaceae. The record is from RefSeq and is a predicted model, not a curated record.
AAUUUAAUAAUGGUUUUAAAGUUUCUCAAAUGAACGCAGGACUAGAUGUUUCUUUUAGAACAUUCACCGAGUCUCUCUCAUCUCAUCAUCGUCUUCAACCUCAGGAAAAUUAGCUGCAACUGAUUAUAUUCUAUUAUCAUACACUCGUUGACAAUGGAAGAUAAACGCUCACGCAAGCGCCAGUUCUUUGAAGACAAAGAUUCCAGCAAACAACCCAUGCAGAAAAGAGUGAGAUUCCCGAAGGGUAAGAAGGUGAAGCCUGGGGAUGAUGUGGUGGUGGACAAAGGCAAAGCUGUUGAUGAUGGCCAAACUGACUUAACAGAUCCUCGUUUUGCUGCCAAGGAGCGUGCUAAUCGUAGGAACCAAAUGACUUAUGAGCUUUGUAGUGAAGAAAAUAGAGGCAUUAUUAAUAUCUCAGCUGCUGAAGAGACUUAUGAGGAUAAUGAAAAUUUCGUUGAUGAUGGGAUUCACAUAGAGCCCUUUAAUCUGGACAAGGAGAGAGAAGAGGGUUAUUUUGAUGCAGAUGGAAAUUUCGUUGAAUAUGUCAAUGAUAAUGAAAUCAAGGAUGCAUGGCUUGAUAGUCUUGAAAUUGAUCAAAGAUUUGCUGGUACUGCUGUCACACAGCAACAUGUUGAUAAUGAAGUCGAAGAUGAGAUGCCUGACCUCACUUCUGAAGAGCUAGGAGUGAUAAAGAGGCGUAUCGCCAACAUGCUUGAGCGGGGAGAAACUGUUACACAAGCUUUGAGAAGACUGAAGGGAAAUUCAAAUAACAAAAAGGAAAAGAUGUCAGCAGAGAAAAAGCGUGUAUUUGACCAGCUAACUGAGGAUGCCAUGAAGCUAAUGGAAGAGAAUGGGGAAUUCAAUGUGUAUAAUGACAAGCGGGAAACUUUUGUGCGUGAGGCAGAGGGUUAUGAGAGAUUAGCUCAGUCAAGGGGAAAGGGCCCAUCUUUGAAUGCUGGACAGGGAAAUCAUGAUUCAAAUGGGGUGAAGUACUCAUUUUCUGAUGGAACUGCUCCUCGAUCUGCUUCUUCGUUGUUCUCUGAAUCUGCAGUGGGAACCUCAAGUGCCAAUAUAACUGCAACUGAAAUGCCAAAUACUGAAGGUGAUGGGUAUGAUAUGUUUGGGGAUGAUGAUGAAAAUGCUACUGAUAAACCACCUACUGAUGAGCCUAACACGAGUGCAAUCAGUCAAUCAUCAUCAGAUGUGCAGAACACAGCUUCUGAGAGUGGAUCUUUGGAAACUGAUUAUGUCUAUGAUGAGUCUUCUGGGUAUUAUUACAGCAGCAGUUUGGGUUACUAUUAUGAUCCGUCUACCGGACUAUAUUGCUCUGCGGCUUCAGGGCAAUGGUACUCAUAUAACGAGGAGACUGGUGCAUAUGAUGAGGUUUAUGAGGCUGUUGGUGCUUGAAGAAAUUUUGUCUUCUCUUAUCUCUAGAGUCAAUAAUUUUAUACGGGGAACUACUGAACUCAAAUCUCUUUCUGCCAUCACUCUUCAAGUUUCUAUUGAGGUCUAUGAUUUCCAGGUUUUGUCGUAAACCUAAUUGGUUACUUCCAACUACGUAAAUCAAUAGUUCAAACUGCACUUAAAGGUAAGACAUUUCCCAUUUUUUAUAGGAACUUCUGUACCUGAAGUAAUGGUAUCCUCCAGAAUAGCGUACAACUUUGCAGCUACACUUUAGGGUUUUGUACAGGAUACAGAAUUUGUAACACUAGAGAUUGGAAAUUAUGCUAGUUGGUUUUCCGUUGAAAGCUAACUAUUUUAAUGCUCCAGUUACAUUUUAUUUUUUGGGUCAAACGUAUUACAUUUCCUUCAAUGAUCUUGGAAAACAUAGCAGUUAUCCUGUGAGAGCAUCUGUAAAUUUUGAAGCAAGUACAUGUAUGGGGGGGGGAGACUUGGGAAGGUUGGUGGUCGGCGAGCAAAGGAUCUUUCAUCGGAGCUUGGAGUUUUGGAAGAAAAGAUUCUUUUUUGCCUUGGUAAUACAUGCUCAUAACCUGCAACGAGACUGAUCUCUUAUUUGUUCUCGUAUUAUUGUGAUUAAUUUAUGACUAGAAUAGAGUCGAGCUGGCUUGAUCUCAGUUUGAACAA